ACUUCCUCCAAUAUGGCGGCCGAAGAUAUUGAACAGCCACCGGCUCCAGCCAUGAAUGACCCGUGGGCACCCCAACCCCCGUCUAACGUGACUGUGAUGCCGUGCCCGGUUGACCCUAUACAUCAACUUAUCAGUUCUGACAAGUAUAUCGAAUCCUUAGAGAAAAAACUAAACAGACUGAAGGGCCGUGCACCUCGUGAACCAACAGCCCGAGAUAUUGUCCAGUCCCUGUCAAAAUUGCGAAAUGAUCAAAUGGAGCGUUUCCUGAAGGAGGAGUCAUGUCAGACACAAGCUGUCCACUUAGCAAGUGGAGGAGAAGCCGCAUCAGCAUCAUACAUCCAGCGUCGCCUCUACCCGGAGAAACAGGCUGUCACUGGAGAUGAAGUUGUAGAGUUGUUGCAGGCUGAUGCCCUAGCAAACAGAAUUGCAGAAGAGCAGGAGCUCGAGGAACUAGCUGCAGGAAAUGCCACUGCUGCCAUGGUGAUAUCAAAGACUGGGUCAAGGACUAAAGGGGAGACAACUGAUUCAGCCUCAGAGCCUGUUUGCAUGGCAACUGAUGUUGCAGAAGUGCAGAUAUUAAGUAGUCCGAGAAAAGAAGAUCUUUCGGGAGCUUCCAAUGUAGACAGUGAACAGGAAAAUAGUGAGAACAAGACUUAGACUAGAAAGAAGACAUGAGAGCAUCAUCAGAACUUAUGCCGGUACGUUGAGAUGUUUCCUGAUGAGUUUGAUGCUGUGAUGUAUGAUGACAUUGUCAUGACUUCUGUGAGGUGUCUGCUGUUGCAUCAUCUUGUCACUGUACAGUAGAAGAAACUCGCUGGAGCAGGAGGUUAGACAGCUAUCUAAUAGAAACUGGUGAUUUUAGAAUCUCAUAGUCUUACAGGAUAAGUCCACAUAGAUGACAUGUAUAAUACCAUGGACAGUUUGUGUUGUCAACAUGAUUCACUUUUCAUGCAGUGUUCAUUCAUACCAGCCUAGUGGGCCACUUGUGGUCCAGUUGUGGAAAGAGUUGUGUCCCUUAGCUGCCCCAGAAUCCUUUGGUCAUGGGUAUAAACACUGAGAUUUUUUUUUUACCAGU
Molecule: messenger RNA, 1075 nt
Organism: Haliotis rufescens (red abalone)
Lineage: Eukaryota; Metazoa; Mollusca; Gastropoda; Lepetellida; Haliotidae
Exons: 3
Coding region: 13-657 (214 amino acids)
Biological process (GO): cilium organization
Source: RefSeq, a predicted model, not a curated record